Drosophila simulans is the source of this 4566-nucleotide messenger RNA. RefSeq names its product dynactin subunit 1 (gene DCTN1-p150). The transcript has 4 exons. Gene Ontology annotation, biological process: nuclear migration; establishment of mitotic spindle orientation. The record is from RefSeq and is a predicted model, not a curated record. Lineage: Eukaryota; Metazoa; Arthropoda; Insecta; Diptera; Drosophilidae. Gene Ontology annotation, cellular component: spindle pole; axon; kinetochore. The coding region runs from base 303 to 4100 and encodes 1265 amino acids.
AGUUCUGCCAUCUCUAGUUCAGUCGCACGGUCACACUUCAGACAUUGCAAAUAUUUUAGAAAAACUAUAUCGUUGCAAUUUUCAGCUGCCUGCGACGGAAAUACUGUGCAAAUGGUAAGAGCAACGGCAGAGACAAAGAAAGGCACACCUAUCCGAUUGGAAAACCAGCCGACGGCCAUUUUUGGCUAGCUAAGACGUGAUUAUUGGCCCGAAAGCACAAGAAGUGCAGCGCACAAUCAUAAGCACAUCAGUUAUACCCACAUCCUGGUCUCAUACACGCACACAAACACAGCGAGAGCGAGAUGUCCGAGAAAAACCUGAAAGUGGGCGCCCGCGUCGAGCUGACCGGCAAAGAUCUGCUUGGCACGGUUGCCUACGUGGGAAUGACCAGCUUCGCCGUCGGCAAGUGGGUGGGCGUCGUGCUGGACGAGCCGAAGGGCAAAAACAGCGGCUCCAUCAAGGGCCAGCAGUACUUCCAGUGCGAUGAGAACUGCGGCAUGUUUGUGCGACCCACGCAGCUGCGUCUGCUGGAGGCUGCACCUGGCAGCAGGCGCAGCAUCGAGGAUGUUAGCGGGGCUACGCCCACGGCUGCCCAACCCACAAAGGCGCGGCUGAGCAGCUCUCGCACCUCGCUCUCCUCCAGUCGCCAAUCCCUGCUGGGUUCCCGCACCCAGUUGACCACUUCUCUGAGUGAACGCACUGCCUCCAGCAGCAGUAUUGGCCCUAGGAAAUCCUUGGCCCCGCAAAACAGCAAGGAUAAGGAGUCCUCCAGCACUUCAUUGGCAGAAGGAGCCCAAGGAGCAAGCGGUGGCAACGGAGCCGCUUCGCAUGCCUCCUCCAAACGGGCUUCCUUCGUGGAGACGGGCUUCCUUGAAAUACUUAAGCCGCAGUUCACGCCUUCCCAGCCACUGCGAUCGCCCUCUUUCACCAUGCCCUCCAGCUCCGGUGCCGAAGACAAGAUCGCCCUGCUGGAGGCACAGAAAACGAGUGCCGAGCUGCAGGCUCAGCUGGCUGAUCUCACCGAGAAGCUGGAAACUUUAAAGCAGCGCAGGAACGAGGAUAAAGAACGGCUGCGGGAGUUCGACAAGAUGAAGAUUCAGUUUGAGCAGCUUCAAGAGUUUCGGUCGAAAAUCAUGACUGCUCAGGCUUCGCUCCAGAAGGAGUUACUGCGCGCCAAGCAGGAGGCCAAGGAUGCAAUCGAGGCCAAGGAGCAGCAUGCUCAGGAAAUGGCAGAUCUGGCAGACAAUGUGGAGAUGAUCACGUUGGACAAGGAAAUGGCCGAGGAGAAGGCCGACACGCUGCAACUGGAGCUGGAGUCCUACAAGGAGCGUAAUGAAGAGUUGCAAGUAGAUCUGGAUCUCUUACGUUCGGAGAUGCAAAACAAGGCCGAAUCCGCCAUCAAGAAUAUUUCUGGCGACGGAGAUUCGCCGGGCCUCUCUACUUAUGAAUUCAAACAACUGGAGCAACAGAACAUUCGUCUGAAGGAAACACUAGUGCGUCUGAGGGAUAUCUCUGCCCACGACAAGCACGACAUUCAAAAGUUGAGCAAGGAGCUGGAGAUGAAGCGCUCUGAAGUCACCGAACUGGAGCGCACCAAGGAGAAGCUUAGUGCCAAGAUUGAUGAACUGGAGGCCAUAGUCGCCGACUUGCAGGAACAAGUCGAUGCUGCACUUGGAGCCGAGGAAAUGGUGGAGCAGCUGGCUGAAAAGAAAAUGGAAUUGGAAGACAAGGUAAAACUGCUCGAGGAGGAAAUUGCCCAAUUGGAGGCCUUGGAGGAAGUGCACGAACAGCUGGUGGAGAGUAACCACGAACUGGAGCUGGAUCUGCGCGAAGAAUUGGAUCUCGCCAAUGGAGCCAAAAAGGAGGUGCUGCGAGAGCGGGAUGCUGCAAUCGAGACCAUCUAUGAUCGCGACCAAACCAUCAUUAAGUUUAGGGAACUCGUACAGAAGCUGAACGACCAGCUUACAGAUUUAAGGGAUCGCAAUUCCAGCAACGAAAAGGAGUCGUUGCAGGACCCCAGUUUGAAAAUGGUCACCGAAACCAUAGACUACAAACAGAUGUUCGCCGAAUCCAAGGCUUACACUCGCGCCAUCGACGUUCAACUACGCCAGAUUGAGCUGAGCCAGGCCAAUGAGCAUGUCCAGAUGCUUACAGCCUUCAUGCCUGAGUCAUUCAUGACUCGCGGUGGCGAUCACGACUCAAUCCUUGUGAUUCUACUCAUUUCACGCAUUGUCUUUAAGUGCGACAUUGUCGUUUCGCAAACGAGAGAGCGUUUCCCACCAGUGGACGCGAUUACCAGGGAGGCGGUGACCCAAGGCCAUGCCGUGCAGCAGUAUGCCUUCAAGUGUCGCCUGUUGCACUACGUCCACAGCCUCCAGUGUGCCCUUCACCAGAUCCUCUACGGACUCAACAGCUGUCAGCCGGACACACUCCUGAGAGCUGGAAGUUCCCUGCCCGAAAUGGUGGCCCAAGAAAAAAUAGUGGACGGUAUUAUCGAACUGCUGAAAUCCAACCAGCUGGACGAGAACAGUACCACGGAUAAUAUUGAGAAAUGUGUGGCCUUCUUCAAUGCCAUGAACUCUGUGCUUCUAGCCGGUGAACAGCUCCUGAACGAGAUUCAGAUGAUCCGGGACUGCGUGGCCUCCUUGGGAGCAGCUUGUGAAAGCAUUCUCAGCGACACAGCCAUUGCAAAGGUGAUCAUUCAAGAGGCGGGCGCCACCAGCGACUCAGUGCUGUUGCUCCAGUUCCUUAACGAGAACAUGGAAAGCGUGCGGCAGCAAGUUAAGCUGAUCAAGCGUCGCUUGCCCAGCGAUCAGCACGUGAUCAAGAGCGGUCUAUCGCAGCACAAGGUGGAGGCGAUGCGUGGUCUAGCCCAAAACAUCAGUCGCAUCAUGUCGGCGAUGCACCAGGCCACCAAGCAGUCGCUCGCCGCCAUCGUCUCCACCAUCGAGAGCGACAAUGCAGCGGAGCACACUUUGGCCCAGGAGAAGUAUUGGGCUCUGUUGACCGCCUCCUGCGAGCGUAUUUACGAACAGGAUGAUCGCGGACCGACGCAGAACUUUAAGACCUUGCUGGCGCAAGCUAACUCCGAUCUUCAGCUCAUUGCCCAACAUCUGCUGGACAAGGAGUACGACAUCAUUUCGGCAGCCAAUAAUGCCGGUAAUCAGCAGAAAUCGGGUGCCCACAGCACGCCCAUCACACAGAGGGCGCAGCUAAUCAAGAAGCAACUGGAGCAGAAGAACGUGCUGGCCGCCACGCUAGAGAAUCGCGAGGCGGACGUCAAACAGCUGAAGGUGGCAGCCAAGAUGAAGCAGAACGAAUUGAGCGAGAUGCAGAUCCGAAAGGAUCUAGCGGAGAAGAAGCUAAGCGUACUGCAGAACGAGUACGAGCACGCAGUCGACAUGUGGAAGCAGAAGUACGAGGAAACCCGCUUACAGCUGCAGCUUAAGGAGAAGGAGUUUGAGGAGACGAUGGACCACCUGCAAAGCGAUAUCGAUGCCCUGGAGAGCGAGAAGAGUGAUCUGCGCGACAAGCUGAAGCUGAACUCGACUACAGGCAAGGUUCAGCCCGGCUCGGAAUCCCAUUCCCCGCACAAUAUAUCGCUCGCAGGCACCAAGUCCACGCCUCCGGGCAUCAGCAAUGUUACCUACUCUGCUCCUGCCGGCACUGCUCCAGUGGUGGCCGAGGAAGUGGAGUUGCUGAAGAACGCCUUCAACCAGGAGCGCAACCAACGACUGCGUCUGCAGGCACAGGAUAUGCGUGCCAAGUUGUCCCAGUUUGAGCCCCUGCAUGUGCCUCAGCCACAGGACCAGCGCAUAACCGCCUUGGAAUCCGAGCUGACCAGGAUGAAGCACGCCUGGGUAUUGUCGCUGCUGCAGGUGCGCUCGCAGGAUUCAGUGAAUGCCGGUACACGUAUCGACGCCGUGGCACUCCAAAGGCGCAACCAGCCAGUUCCACUCAAGGGCGAGAUCAGCUCGAAGGCUUCCCAGCUGGCCUCCGACAUCCUGACGGAGUAUCUGCAAAGGAAACCCCAUCGUGCGACUCACGGACAGUUCGCCUCCUUUCCCACCGUCGAUGUGAAGCGUGUGCUGCAGAUCUAAAGCGGAUGUAUCGUGGCAAUGGAAUCGGGGUCAGGGGCAAUCUGAAUAGGAUAGAAUUUUAUUUGUACUGCUAGCACAAUUUUGGAUUCCUCCGCACAAGCAGCUUCCUCCAAAAUCCAAUAACACAGCUCCUCAAGACUCCCUGCUCCUGUGAUGUGACCUAAACAUGAUAGCUAAACGAAGAGCAACUGAGAAAUUAUAAUUCUACACUUAAUUUAUGUUUUUUGUAUAAAGAUUAUAAACCUAUUGUAAAACUAACUUUGUGUUUAACUCCAACAAAGCCUGUUCUGAAACUAAACUCAAGCGAACUAAUACCGGUAUUAUCUAUGAAGUCUAUAGCAGGGGAGAACUAUGUGAAAGACAUAACUAAACCAGAGAAACAAAUCUAAUUUGCAUACGUGAGAAUAAAUAGUAUAUUAUUAUAUAUUAAAGGUAAAUAUAUUUUGCUGAUGUUGUAUAACUCAAA